GAUCGUCGUCGUGACCUCGCCACUCCGCCCUCCGCCCUUCCGCUGCUCACACCUGAACCACCCAAUCGCCUCUCUGUGCUCGUACUUGCUCUGACCACACACGUUUACAAGAUGGUCUUCUACUUUACGUCAAGUGACGGGCAUAUGCUGUACAUGGGCAAAGACAAGUACGAGAACGAGGACUUGAUCCGGUACGGUUUUCCAGAAGAUGUCUGGUUUCACGUCGACAACUUGAGCUCCGCCCACGUCUACCUCCGAAUGAAUCGGGGAGAGAAGCUAAAAGAGCUCGAUCCUGCGCUGCUUGUGGAAUGCUGCACUCUCGUCAAGGCAAACUCGAUCGAAGGGUGCAAGCGGAAGGAAGUCAACGUUGUCUACACUCGGUGGCAAAACCUUGAGAAAAAGGCUAGCUAUGAGGCGGGACAGGUGGGCUACAAGGACGAGAGUAGGGUGUUCAAGUGUCGGGUGGAGAAGACCAACGCUAUCGUUAACGCUCUGAACCGCACCAAGCGCGAGGAGCAUCCGAAUCUCGCCGAGUUGCAGGAAGAACGGGCGAAGGAACACCGCAGAGAGCAAAAAGCCUUGAGAAAGAAGAAAGAACUCGAAGAGAAGAAUGCUCGGAAGCAGAAGGAGGAAGAGAAACGACUGCGAUCAUACGACACGUUGUUUGAGGAGUCUAAGAUGGCGUCCAACGCCGAUGUUGCUGCCACAGAAGACGCGUCCGCUUCAAUCGCUUUCGAGGACGACUUCAUGGUGAGACAACCUGGGCGGAUGGCGUGA
This is a messenger RNA of Ectocarpus siliculosus, 777 nucleotides long. The record is from the annotation of a GenBank genome assembly. NCBI's taxonomy places the organism in Eukaryota, Phaeophyceae, Ectocarpales, Ectocarpaceae.